Molecule: messenger RNA, 1800 nt
Organism: Baudoinia panamericana UAMH 10762
Lineage: Eukaryota; Fungi; Ascomycota; Dothideomycetes; Mycosphaerellales; Teratosphaeriaceae
Exons: 3
Coding region: 299-1369 (356 amino acids)
Biological process (GO): retrograde vesicle-mediated transport, Golgi to endoplasmic reticulum; Golgi vesicle budding; Golgi to plasma membrane protein transport
Cellular component (GO): Golgi cisterna; trans-Golgi network; cytosol
Molecular function (GO): phosphatidylinositol-4-phosphate binding
Source: RefSeq, a predicted model, not a curated record
ACACAAAUUGUCCGUGCGGCAUUGAUCCGCGCAGGGGUUCAAGCCGCCGCCGACGAAACAGCUGCUUGUGCAACGUUCAGACAGCCACUUUUUGGCGUACCACUUCCAACGCGAUCCACAAUUACACAACACUCCACAAAGCAGUCGCGAAUGCCGAUCAAGGCAGGCUAUAGCGUAUCUGUACUGCCCAGACAGUGAACGGUUGCUCGAAACUCUCCGCCUUUAGCUCGACCAGCACCCAAGGGAGAGAGAGCCUCACAGCUACAUAGCUAUAUACUGCCGCUCCUAGAACGACACCAUGGCGUCGGCGUCAGGCUCAGGCCUGACCCGUCGCCGAGGCGCCGGCACCGCGAACACCGAAUCCAACGACGAGAACGACAACAGCCGCGUCUCCUCCCCCACGCCGCGAAAACCCACCGACGACCCACGCUCCCCCGACACGGCCUACGAAAGCGGCUCGAACGGCCACAAGAUCGCCUUUGACCCGCGCGACAUCAGCGAAAGCGCCGAGCGGCUGAAACAACCCAAAUUGACGCUCAUGGAGGAGGUGUUAUUGAUGGGGUUGAAGGACAAGCAAGGGUAUCUCAGCUUCUGGAACGACAAUAUCAGUUAUGCGUUGCGGGGGUGUAUAGUGAUUGAGCUUGCGUUUCGGGGGAGGAUAAGCAUGCAGAAGGAUUCCGGGAGGAAGAGGUUUCCGUUGCCGGAUCGGGUGAUUGAGGUGGUGGACGAGACGUUGACGGGGGAGGUGUUGUUGGAUGAGGCGUUGAAGAUGAUGAAGAGUAGUGAGAAGAUGAGUGUGAGUUCGUGGAUAGACCUUAUGUCGGGUGAGACGUGGAAUCUGAUGAAGAUUGGCUACCAGCUGAAGCAAGUCCGUGAGCGGCUCGCGAAGGGAUUGGUCGACAAGGGCAUUCUGCGGACGGAAAAGCGCAACUUCCUGCUCUUCGACAUGGCGACACAUCCCGUCGCUGACGGUGGGGCGAAGGACGAGAUCCGACGACGGGUUCGGGCAGUCCUUACGAGCCGCACCGUCGUACUACCAGCAUCCCCCUUUCUGCCCGAUGGCAUCGAGUUCCGGUAUCUACGGACGGUGGCCAUGCUGUGUGCAGCAUAUGCGGCGAAUGUGCUCGAGAAUGCGCUGGUCACGCUGGGCCACGAAGCACGGGAACGAGCGUUCGCGCAGGUUGAUGAGUUGCUUGCGGAGUAUUCGCAAUGGCCGUUUGGGAAGAGAGCGGGCGGCAAUGCUGCUAUCGGUGCUAAUCUCGACCAAGUCAUAAGGGAUGAGGUCAACCAAGCGAAGGACAAGGAGCUGCAAUUAGAGGUCGUUGCUGCGUGCUUGAACGUCUUCACAAGGCUUGAUUCGCUACUAUAGGCGAGAGUCGGUGGAAGGUCUACCACCUUCAUCAGCAGUUCCGGCACGUCCUUGCGGGGAGCGAGAAAGCGCCCAAGCGCUUUGACUGCAUCUUCACUUCGAACUGAUCGCGAAAGGCUGUGAGGCACUAUAGAGUGCCUCGGGUCAUUUACUGUUUCAGCGACCGUCAGCAUUGUUAGGAGCAUGUGGCGUCCUUAUCGCAAACGAACGGAUCGUAAGGUCACGUGAUGACUUGUUCAAAGGGAGCAAUAUCUGCAGGUUGCAAACCUAUAGCGAUAUUAUUAAGACUCCCGAGUGUUGUAUCGUCUAUCUUCAUCUCCCCCCUUGUGCCCUACAAUGAUAGGUACAUGUAGAUCUUUGGGCCCCAUCUCUUCCCUUCGAUGCCAAGAUGAAGCCGAAGCGAGGCGGGCUCGGCCGGGCGCAAUCUCUCC